AUGAAUCUACAGUCAGCUUAUUUUACGCUCUAUAUCGUUGUGCCUAUACUUGGUAUCGGGCUCAAUUGGUAUGUCCUGUGGAGAUUAUUACGGAUUGCAAGGAGAAGCGCUAUUCGUUUCGAGACAACUUCAGGACUACCGUUGGCUGCAAUGUCAACUAGUGAUUCAGUUACUUUGUUGGCGCAACUUGUACAGGCAUUAUUUCAUUCAGCGCCAAAGGCCGGAUUACCUACAUGGCUACUCAGCGGCACGUGCAAGAUCGAUAUAUAUUUAAUGCACACCACUUCGGCUUUUUCUGUAUGGUGUUGGUUAGCGUUGUCAAUUUUACGAUAUACGGCUGUAUUUCAUCCGAUAAAAUAUCGAACGAUUUGGAGGCAACCGAGAAAUGCUUUAAAACUGCUAGCUUGUUUAUGCUUCUUAUUCGAAUCCUGGAUUUUGUUCUUUGUGGUAUAUAGUGAGGAAGGACGUUUAUGUGUCGAACAUCCGAGUAUUCCUCUACAUAAUGUAAAGGCAGCCCAUUUUAUGGAUAUCGCCUUAUUCUACGCAGUUCCCUCACUUUUACGAAUAUUCUUCGAUGGUAUAGUUCUUUUUCAAUGCUAUAAUCCAUUUUCUAUGAUGGACGUACCUCUCUACGAACGGAGAUGUGCGAUAAGUGUACCAGCACACACUCGAAGGUGCUCAUUUAAUCCUGACUUUGAAACAUCGCUGGAUGUUCGACAAAAUAUGACCCUUGUCAUGUCGAUAUCGGCUGCAACGUCUGAGCAUAUAACGAAAAAACGGCAACUUUAUGUAAAGAAGAAAACUGCUAUGGUUAUGCGAUCGAUUAUUAUAUCUGUAUUAAAUUUAAUCCUAAAUCUUCCUGCUCAUAUUCUUCGAACAUGGCUUACACUCGACGAUGAUGGGAUUGAUCAGAAAACGCUUUCAAUACUAGAACCAAUCUCUCAAAUCCUCUACUUCUCGCAAUUUAUGUGCAAUGCCUUCUAUCUUAGCACGAGUAUAUACGAAACGAGUGGCACACCUCGUACUACUGUUGUGGUGAACAGUGGACGACAUAUCUCACGUUGUGUUUCGAAUGAUGAAGAAUCGUAA
Molecule: messenger RNA, 1089 nt
Organism: Necator americanus (New World hookworm)
Lineage: Eukaryota; Metazoa; Nematoda; Chromadorea; Rhabditida; Ancylostomatidae
Exons: 8
Coding region: 1-1089 (362 amino acids)
Biological process (GO): G protein-coupled receptor signaling pathway
Cellular component (GO): membrane
Molecular function (GO): G protein-coupled receptor activity
Source: RefSeq, a predicted model, not a curated record